AUGAAUACUCAUCUUGAAGGUAUUAAAGACGCACCCUUACUGACGGGGAAUAUAUCAGAAUUAGAAGAUGACGACGAUGAUGAUGAGGUUGCUGAUAUAGAAGAGGGUCAAAGUAACCUUGAUAAUGAGAUUAUUGAUCUUCCAUUGAAGGCUAAACUGCUUCAAACAAAUAAUUUCCCAGAAUUAACAGCAGAUUGGAAUAAUAAUAAUAGUAGUAGUGGUACGCCCGGCACACCAAAUGGUAUCAAUAAUGUUUGUACUGGUAUUAAUAGUGCUAAGAGAGUAAGAUUUGAAGAAGGUUUGGAUGAUAGCGAUACUGAAACUGGAUUAAGACGUUCUUCCAAAUCUAAUAAGAUUCCAGUUGAAGAGUUGCUUCAAUCUGCUAGUGAUGUUAAUGAUUAUCUGGGUGAAAAUAUUGAGAAAAUGAAUAGUUUCAAGGGUGAUCCAUUCAAUGAUACGAAUUUUUACAGGAUAAUGAGCGAUGUAGCGACUCAAAAUACUACAAGAACAGAAUCUUUAUCUAAUUUUGAAUUAACAGAUAACGAGUUAGAAGAUCCAUAUAAGUUGGAUUCUAAUUUAGGACGAGCUUUAGAUCAAGAUAAUAAAGGAUCAUCAUCACCAAAUUCAAAACUAUUCGAUGAUCCCUUGUCAGUAUCGCAACAACAAUUAAUUUAUUCCCAACAAAGUGAUAAUCUGAGUAGUAGUAACUUGCAUUUAGAUCGUUCUGUUAGUAAUAAUGAGGAUAUGAAGUCACAAUCAUCAGAAAUAAAUUAUGGUGCUCGAAAAUUCGGGAAUUUAAAUAUUAACGACCAAAAGGAAGGAGAACAAAGCCAAAGUGAUGAAGAGGAGGAAAUAGAAAAUGAAGAUGACCUUCGAAAUACUUCAUUGUUAGUGAACCGUGAAGACGUUACUGAUACACCGUUUAAGGAAUUAUCGCCCGAGGAGGCAAUUAAUAAUUACAAAGAGACCAUUGACUUAAUUUUGAAAGUAUCUAAUUCUGAUGUUCCUGAUGAAAGUAAGAUGAUUUUAUCAAAUCCAGUAGAUACAAAGGAUUAUGUGAACUUCACAAUGAAAAAUACACCGUCCCUAUCAUAUGAAGAUUUUUUGAAACGAAUUCAGUCUAAAUGUAUGUUUGGCGCCAUAAUAUAUAUGUCAGCGACAUACUUAUUCCAAAUAUUACUUCUUAAUAGAGAUGACUCAAAGGGGCCAAUCAAAUUGAAAAAUAAAUUACAAGAAGUAGAGAUCCAUAGAAUGAUAAUAGCGACAAUACGAGUAGCAACAAAAUUAGUUGAGGAUUUUGUUCAUUCACAUCAAUAUUUUUGUAAAGUUUGUGGUGUUUCCAAAAGAUUAUUGAGUAAAUUGGAAGUAUCUCUGAUACUUGCUUUAAAACAUGACAGAUUAAUUAUUACAACUGAUGAGCUGGCAUCAUCCGUUCAGAUUUUGUCUGAAUUGAGGUCCUUUUCAACACAAUAA
Messenger RNA from Naumovozyma dairenensis CBS 421, 1473 nucleotides. It is a transcript of the gene PCL8, whose product is annotated as Pcl8p. Gene Ontology annotation, biological process: regulation of cyclin-dependent protein serine/threonine kinase activity. Gene Ontology annotation, cellular component: nucleus; cyclin-dependent protein kinase holoenzyme complex. NCBI's taxonomy places the organism in Eukaryota, Fungi, Ascomycota, Saccharomycetes, Saccharomycetales, Saccharomycetaceae. The record is from RefSeq and is a predicted model, not a curated record. Gene Ontology annotation, molecular function: cyclin-dependent protein serine/threonine kinase regulator activity; protein kinase binding. The transcript has a single exon. The coding region runs from base 1 to 1473 and encodes 490 amino acids.